Sorex araneus (European shrew) is the source of this 10152-nucleotide messenger RNA. It is a transcript of the gene COL6A3, whose product is annotated as collagen type VI alpha 3 chain. The record is from RefSeq and is a predicted model, not a curated record. Lineage: Eukaryota; Metazoa; Chordata; Mammalia; Eulipotyphla; Soricidae. Gene Ontology annotation, molecular function: protein binding; serine-type endopeptidase inhibitor activity. The transcript is spliced from 44 exons. The coding region runs from base 163 to 9576 and encodes 3137 amino acids.
CCGAGAGCACGUCGGAGCCCAGCGCCCUCCUGCAGACAGACGGACGGACAGACGGACAGACGGGGACCAUGCGCCCGGCCCAAGCCUGAGGCCACGGAGACAGGCGCGGGGACACACGCCCCUCUCUCUGCUCAGGGUCCCCUUCCCCGCUGAGCCGCAGCCAUGAGGCGUCCACGGUGCUGGCCGGCCGCGGCCCUGCUCUGCCUCCUCUUCACGGGCGUCCCCCCUGCGCGGGCCCAGCAGGGGCCAGCAGCUGCGGGCGGCGGCGCGGCGGCAGAUGUAGUUUUCCUGGUGGAUCCCGCCUGGAGCGUGGGGAAGGAGCACUUCCGGCUGGCCCGCGAGUUUCUCUGUGACGUGGUGCGGUCCCUGGCCGUGGGCCAGCAGGACUUCCGCUUUGCUCUGGUCCAGUUCGACGGCAACCCCCAAACCGAGUUCCGGUUAAACACCUACCGCACCCCGCAAGAAGUGCUGUCCCACCUCUCCAACCUGUCCUACACGGGGGGCCGUGGCCGGGCCCCCGGCGGCGUGGAGAGCGCAGUGCGGGCUCACCUGUCGCGGGAGGCCGGGAGUCGGGCCGCCGACGGAGUCCCGCAGCUGGUUCUGGUGCUGGGCGGGGGCCAGGGCCUGCCCUCACCCGGGCUCCUGUCUGCGGACGCCGGCGAGGGCGCCUUGGCCGGGCCGGCCCUGCCGCCACUCAAAAUGCGCGUGUCCCACCUAGAGAACCUGACGGCCCUCCCCGGGCUGGUGGGCGACUCGGUGUCCUGGGUGCGAGCCGCGGCGGCUCGGCGGGAGGCCCCGAGAGACCUCACAGCACAAGACUCCGCUGACAUUAUUUUCCUUAUUGACGGAUCCAACAGCACCGGAAGGGCCGAUUUCGCGAUCGUGCGCGACUUCCUUGUCAAUCUCCUUGAGAGACUGCCUGUGGGCGCUCAGCAGGUCCGAGUGGGGGUGGUCCAGUAUAGCGACGAGCCCAGGACCGAGUUCCCACUGGACGCCCACGCCUCCCGGGCGCAGGUCCUGCAGGCCGUGAAGGCCGUGGGCUUCGAGGGGGGGGAGCUGGCCAACGUGGGGCUGGCCCUGGACUUCGUGGCGGAAAACCACUUCACUCGGGCGGGCGGCAGCCGUGCCGAGGAGGGGGUCCCCCAGGUGCUGGUCCUCAUCAGCUCGCAGCCGUCUAGUGACGAGCUGGGUGACGGGGUGGUGGCGCUGAAGCAGGCUGGCGUGUUCAUGUUCGCGCUCGGCGCCCGGGCGGCGUCCCGGGCCGAGCUCCAGCAAGUGGCUACCAGCGACAGCCUGGUGUUCACGGCCCCGGAGUUCCGCGGCCUGGGGCGCCUGCAGGAGCAGUUACUCCCCUUCCUUCUGGACGUGGCCCAGAGGCGCCUGGUCCUGCAGCCGCCCACCAUAGUCACACAAGUCGUCGAGGUCAACAAGAGGGACAUCCUGUUCCUCGUGGACGGCUCCUCGUCGCUGGGCCAGGCCAGCUUCAACGCCAUCCGAGAGUUCCUCGCCAAGGUCAUCCAGAGGCUGGACGUCGGCCAGGACCUCGUGCAGGUGGCCGUGGCGCAGUACGCUGACACGGUCCAGCCCGAGUUCUACUUCAACAGCUACCACAGCCGCAGGGAGGUGCAGGCGGCCAUGCGCAGGAUGAAGCCCAUGGACGGCACCGCCCGCUACACGGGCUCCGCGCUCGACUUCGUCCGCGAGCGGCUCUUCUCCAGCGCCGCGGGCCACCGGGCCUCCGAGGGCGUCCCCAAGCUGCUGGUGCUGGUCAUGGGCGGGCGCUCGCUGGAUGAUGUCAGCCGGCCGGCCCAGGAGCUCAGGCGUGCCGGCGUCAUGGCCUUUGCCGUGGGUAGCCAGGCGGCCGACGAGGCCGAGCUGCGGGAGGUGGCCUUCGACGGCUCCCUGGUGUUCACGCCCGCCGAGUUCCGCACCGCCCCCCUGCAGGCGCUGCUGCCUGGCCUGCUGGCCCCGCUCAGGACCCUCUCCGGGACCUCGGAAGCUCACGCCAACCGGAGGGAUAUCGUCUUCCUCCUGGACGGGUCCCUGGACGUGGGCGAGACCAACUUCCCUUACGUGCGGGACUUUGUGUCCAGCGUGGUCCGCGGCCUGGACGUCGGGCGCGACGGCAUCCGCGUGGGGCUAGUGCAGUUUAGCGACACUCCGGUGACCGAGUUCAGCCUAGACACUUUCCACGCCAAGGCGGACGUGCUGGCUCGCCUGGGGCAGCUGCGGCUGCAGGGGGGCGCGGGACGGAACACGGGGGCCGCCCUCGGCCACGCGCUCGCACAGCUCUUCACCCCCGCGGGCGGCAGCCGCAUCGCCGACCACGUGCCGCAGCUGCUGCUCCUGCUGGCGGCUGGGCCGGCCCACGACGCCUACCUGCCGGCCGCCCGCAGCCUGGCCCGGGCCGGCGUGCUCACCCUGUGCGUGGGUGCCGGCGCGGCCAGCCGGGCCGAGCUGGAGCAGAUCGCCUUUAACCCGGGCCUGGUGUACCUCAUGGACGAGCUCAGCUCCCUGCCCGCCCUGCCGGCCCAGCUCGUCCAGCCCCUGAGCACCUACGUGAGCGGGGGCGUGGAGGAGCUGCCGCUCGCCCAGCCAGAGAGCAAGCGGGACGUCCUGUUCCUGCUGGACGGCUCGGCCAACCUGGUGGGCCAGUUCCCCGCCGUGCGCGACUUCCUCUACAAGGUCAUUGAGGAGCUGGACGUGCGGCCGGGCGGCACGCGGGUGGCCGUGGCGCAGUUCAGCGACGACGUGCGGGUGGAGUCGCGCUUCAGCGAGCACCAGCACAAGGCGGAGCUGCUGGGCCUGGUGAAGCGCAUGAAGAUCAAGACGGGGAAGACGCUCAACCUGGGCUACGCGCUGGACUUCGCCCAGCGGCAGCUGUUCGUGAAGGCGGCUGGUAGCCGCGUGGACGAGGGCGUGCUGCAGUUCCUGGUGCUGCUGGUGGCCGGCAGGUCCUCGGACAGCGUGGCCGGCCCGGCCCAGGCCCUGCGCCAGAGCGGCGUGGUGCCCUUCAUCCUGCAGGCCAAGAGCGCCGAGCCGGCCGAGCUGGAGCUCAUCGUGCCCUCCCGCGCCUUCAUCCUGGUCACCGAGUCGCUCCCCAAGAUCGGGGACCUGCAGCCUCAGAUUGUGAACCUCCUAAAGACGGUGCAGAAUGGGGCGGUGCCUCCAGUGUCCAGCGAGAAGGACGUGGUGUUCCUCCUGGACGGCUCCGAGAGCGUGCGUGACGGCUUCCCGCUGCUGCAGGCCUUCGUGCAGAGCAUGGUGGAGAGCCUGGACGUGGGCCCCGACCGCGUGCGCGUGGCGCUGGUGCAGUACAGCGACCGGCCCCGGCCCGAGUUCUACCUCAACUCCCACCUGGACCGGCAGAGCGUGGUCAGCGCCGUGCGGCAGCUGAGCCUACUGGGGGGGCCCAGCCCCAACACUGGGGCCGCCCUGGACUUCGUGCUGCGGAACAUGCUGGUGGAGUCCGCGGGGAGCCGCAUCGCCGACGGCGUCCCUCAGCUCCUGGUGGUCCUCACGGCCGACAGGUCGGGUGACGAUGUCCAGGGCCCCGCGGCCGCCCUGAAGAGUGGGGGUGCCGUGCCCAUCGGCAUCGGCAUCGGCAACGCCGACAUCAGCGAGAUGCAGACCAUCUCCCUCCUGCCCGACUUUGCCGUGGCCAUCCCCAACUUCCGGCAACUGGACACCGUCCAGCAGGUGCUGUCCGAGCGGGUGGUGCAGCUGAGCCGGGACGAGGUCGCCCGGAUACGGGAGUCGGUGCUUCCAGGUGUGGGCGGCAAGAGGGACAUCGUCUUCCUCAUCGACGGCUCCCAGGCCACAGGCCCUGAGUUCCAGCACGUCCGCACCUUCCUCGAGAGGCUGGUGGGCUUCCUGGACGUGGGCUUGGACACGACGCGAGUGUCGGUCGUCCAGUUCAGCGAGGACCCCCGGGUGGAGUUUCUGCUGAACACACACUCGAGCAAGGAGGAGGUGCUGGGCGCCGUGAAGGCGCUGCGGCCCAAGGGCGGCCGGCAGGUGCACCUGGGCGGCGCCCUGGAGUACGUGGCCAAGAACAUCUUCAGGCGGCCCCUGGGCAGCCGCAUCGAGGAGGGCGUCCCCCAGUUCCUGGUGCUCAUCUCCUCAGGGAGGUCCAGUGACGAGGUGGACGAGCCAGCGGCCGAACUCAAGCGGGUGGGCGUGGCCCCGGUCACCGUGGCCAGGAACGCUGACCGCGAGGAGCUGCUCAAGAUCUCCCUGAGCCCCGAGUACGUGUUCUCCCUGAGCACCUUCAGGGAGCUGCCCAGCCUGGAGCAGAAGCUGCUCACGCCCAUCACCACGCUGACGGCCCGGCAGAUCCGGCAGCUGCUGGACGCCGCGCCCUACCCGCCCCCAGACCUGCCCAGCGACGCGGCCGACAUCGUCUUCCUGAUCGACAGCUCAGACGGCGUGAAGCCCGACGGCCUGGCCCACAUCCGGGACUUCGUUGGCAGGAUCGUGCGGAAGCUCAGCAUCGGGCCCAGCCGCGUGAGGGUGGGGGUGGUGCAGUUCAGCAACGAGGUGUACCCCGAGUUCUACCUGAAGACCUACAAGUCGCAGGGCCCCAUGCUGGAUGCCAUCCGCCGCCUGCGCUUCAAGGGCGGCUCCCCCCUCAACACCGGCAAGGCUCUGGAGUUCGUGGCCAGGAACUUCUUUGUCAAGUCGGCUGGGAGCCGCAUUGAGGAUGGGGUGCCCCAGCACCUGGUGCUCUUCCUGGGUGGCAGGUCCCAGGACGACGUGUCCAGGUUCUCGCAGGUCAUCAGGAACUCAGGCAUCAUGAGCUUGAGCAUCGGGGACCGGAACAGCGACAGGACCGAGAUGCAGGUCAUCGCCAACAGCCCGGGCCAGGUGCUCACCGUGCGGGAGUUCAGGGAGCUGCCCCGGGUGGAGGACAAGGUGAUGGGCUCCUUCGGCUCGCCCAGGGUCACGCCUGCGCCUCCCGAUGUGGACACAUCCUCCCCGUCACAGCCAGAGAAGAAGAAGGCAGACAUCGUGUUCCUGCUGGACGGGUCCAUCAACUUCCGGAAGGACAGCUUCCAGGAGGUGCUGACCUUUGUGUCGGGGAUCGUGGACACGCUCUACGAGGAGGGCGACUCCAUCCAGGUGGGCCUGGUGCAGUACAACUCGGACCCCACGGACGAGUUCUUCUUGCGGGAGUUCUCCAGCAAGCAGCAGAUCCUGGACGCCAUCGGCAAGGUGGUGUACAAGGGCGGGCGCCACGCCAACACCAAGGUGGGCGUCCAGCACCUGCAGCUGCACCACUUCGUGCCCGAGGCGGGCAGCCGGCUGGACCAGAGGGUCCCGCAGAUUGCCUUCGUCGUCAUGGGCGGGAAGUCGGUGGAGGACGCGCAGCAGGCCAGCCUGGCGCUCACGCAGCAGGGCGUGAAGGUGUUCGCGGUGGGCGUGAGGGACGCCGACUCCCAGGAGGUGGGCAGGGUCGCGUCCAACAGUGCCACGGCCUUCCGCGUGGCCUCCGUCCAGGAGCUGUCGGAGCUCAGCGAGCAGGUGCUGGAGACCCUGCAUGACGCCAUGCACAAGACCUUGUGUCCGGGGACCACCGACAUCUCCAAAGUCUGUAACCUGGACGUGAUCGUGGGCUUCGACGGGUCCAGCAGCCAGAACGUGUUUGUGGCCCAGAAGGGCCUGGAGGCCAAGAUGGACGUCGUCCUGAGCAGGAUCAGCCAGAUGCAGGGGAUCAGCUGCAGCGGCCAGGCGCCCACCGUGCGGGUGUCCGUGGUGGCCAACGCGCCGUCGGGGCCCGUGGAGGCCUUCGACUUCACCGAGUACAAGCCGGAGCUGCUGGAGAAGGUGCGGGCCAUGCGCGCCCAGCACCCCUACGUGCUCACGGCCGACACGCUCAGGCUCUACCAGAACAAGUUCCAGCAGUCCGCGCCCGACAGCGUGAAGGUGGUCAUUCACUUCACGGACGGCGCAGACGGGGACCUGGCCGCUCUCCAGAAAACGUCCGAGUUGCUCCGAGAAGAAGGAAUCCACGCCUUCAUCCUGGUGGGCCUGGAGCGCGUGGCCGACCUGGAGCGGCUGAUGCAGCUGGAGUUCGGCCGUGGCUUCAUGUACAACAGGCCCCUGAGGCUGAACCUGCUGGACCUCGACUACGAGCUGGCCGAGCAGCUGGACAACAUCGCCGAGAAAACCUGCUGUGGGGUCCCCUGCAAGUGCUCGGGACAGAGGGGCGACCGCGGGCCUGUCGGCGGCAUCGGGCCCAAGGGCGUCUCCGGAGAAGACGGCUUCCCAGGAUACCCCGGCGAGGAGGGCGGGCCCGGCGAGCGCGGACCCCCGGGCGUGAACGGCACGCAAGGCUUCCAGGGCUGCCCGGGGCAGAGGGGCACCAAGGGCUCCCGCGGAUUCCCCGGAGAGAAGGGAGAACUGGGCGAGAUCGGCCUGGACGGGCUGGAUGGAGAGGAGGGAGACAAGGGGACCCCGGGUUCCUCUGGCGAGAAGGGCAGCCUGGGAAGAAGGGGGGACAAAGGACCGAAAGGCAUCAAGGGAGAGCGAGGAGACAUCGGCAUCCGAGGCGACCCCGGAGAGUCCGGCCGGGACAACCAGCAGCCGGGACCCAAGGGCGAAGUCGGGGACAUCGGCCCCAUGGGCCUGCCCGGACGGGACGGCGCGGCGGGGGGCCCCGGCGUUCCUGGGAAGGCCGGUGGGCUCGGCCGGCGGGGACCACCGGGAGCGAAGGGCAGCCCGGGCGAGCCCGGCCCUCAGGGCUUCGUGGGCGAACAGGGACCUCGAGGGUCGCAGGGUCCUCCUGGCCCCACCGGCCCCCCGGGGCUGAUUGGGGAACAAGGCAUCCCUGGCGCCCGGGGAAACGGAGGCCCCCCCGGAGCGUCCGGAGACCGCGGCAGGACCGGCCCCCUGGGAAGGAAGGGGGAGCCCGGAGACCCGGGGCCCGCCGGCGGCGUCGGGAACCGUGGCCCUCGAGGGGAGACGGGAGACGACGGCCGUGAUGGGGUCGGCGGCGACGGGCGCAGAGGCAAGAAGGGAGAAAGAGGGUUUCCCGGAUACCCAGGCCCGAAGGGCACCCCCGGAGAGCCGGGCGCCGACGGAGCCCCAGGACCCAAAGGCAUCCGGGGACGCAGGGGAAACUCAGGCCCUCCGGGGGCCGAAGGGCAGAAGGGAGACCCCGGCUACCCGGGACCCCCCGGCCACAAAGGGAACCGCGGAGACUCUGUGGAUCAAUGCGCCCUCAUCCAGAACAUCAAGGACAAGUGCCCCUGCUGCUACGGGCCCCUGGAGUGCCCCGUCUUCCCCACGGAGCUGGCCUUCGCCCUGGACACCUCCGAGGGCGUCACCCAGGACGUCUUCAGCCGCAUGCGGGAUGUGCUCCUGGGGCUGGUGGGCGAGCUGACCAUUGCCGAGAGCAACUGCCCUCGGGGGGCGCGCGUGGCCGUGCUCACCUACAACAACGAGGUCACCACGGAGAUCCGCUUUGCCGACUCGCGCCGCAAGGCCGCGCUCCUGGACAGCAUCCGCGACCUGCAGGUGGCCCUGACGUCCAAGCAGCCCAGCCUGGAGACGGCCAUGGCCUUCGUGGCCCGCAACACCUUCAAGCGCGUGCGCGGGGGCUUCCUGCUGCGCAAGGUGGCCGUGUUCUUCAGCCACAAGCCCGUGCGUGCCUCGCCCGAGCUGCGCGAGGCCGUGCUCAAGCUGUCGGACGCGGGCGUCACGCCCCUGUUCCUCACCGCCCAGGAGGACCGCCAGCUGGCCAGCGCCCUGCAGAUCAAUAACACAGCUGUGGGCCACACACUCGUCCUGCCCGCGCAGAGGGACCUCGGGGACUUCCUGAAGAAGGUGCUGACCUGCCACGUGUGCUUGGACGUCUGCAACAUCGACCCGUCCUGCGGCUUUGGCAGCUGGAAACCUGUGUUCCGGGACCGGAGGGCGGCGGGCAGCAACAUGGACAUGGACGUGGCCUUCAUCCUGGACAGCUCCGAGACCACUACCCUGUUCCAGUUCAAUGAGAUGAAGAAGUACGUCGCCCACCUGGUGCGGCAGCUGGAGCUGAGCCCGGACCCCAAGGGCUCGCCGCACCUGGCCCGGGUGGCCGUGGUGCAGCAGGCGCCCCACGGGGCGGCGGGGAACGCCAGCGUGGCGCCCGUGCAGGUGGACGUCGCGCUGACCAGCUUCAGCUCCAAGGAGCGGCUGCUGGCCUUCCUGGGCCGCGGGCUGCGGCCGCUGCAGGGCACGGGCGCGCUGGGCCGCGCCAUCGAGCACACGGUGGGCCGAGUGCUGGAGCGGGCGCCGCAGCCGCGCGGCCUGCGGCUGGUGGUGCUGCUGCUGACGGGCGCCGUGCGGGGCCAGCAGCUGCGGGAGGCGCAGGCCGCCGUGCUGCGGGCCCGGUGCAAGGGCUACUUCUUCGUCACGCUGGGCAUUGGCCGGGCGCUCAACGUCGGGGACCUGCAGGCCCUCGCCAGCGAGCCCAGCGACGUCUUCUUCAAGCUCGUGGACCAGGCGGGCGAGCUGGGCGAGGAGCCGCUGCUGCGCUUCGGCCGGCUGCUGCCCUCCUUCGUGGGCCGUGAGAACGCCUUUCACCUGUCCCCGGAGCUCAGGAAGCAGUGUGAUUGGUUCCAAGAGGACCAGCCGGCCAACACAGCUGUGAAGUUCUCGCCCCACCGAGGGGUGAUUAUAAACGUUCCAAGUAAUGUCACGUCAAGUGCUGCCUCCACUCCUGUGAGCACAAGGAAGCCGAUGUCCACGACCGAGCGGGCGGCCAGCACGGCGAGGCCGGCAGUGACCGCACACAUGCCCGCAGCCAGGCAGGCCACCCCCGCCAGACCCGGGGCCACGAAGGCGGCCCCCGUCAGGACCCCCACGGCUGUGAGACCAGGACCAGCGAAGUCGUCUGGGGCGACCAAGCCAGCAGCUGCCAGACCCCCGACAGCGCCCAGACCAGCGGCCCCCAAGCCCGAGCCAGCCCGCGCCCAGACUGCCAGACCCACCUCCCCCAGGCCCGACAGCGCCAAGACGGCAGGCCCAGCGCCCCGCGAGCUGCAGGUGUCCGAGGUGACGGAGAACAGCGCCAAGCUGCGCUGGGAUCCCCCCGAGCCCCCCGGGCCCUACUCCUACAACCUCACGGUCACCUCGGCCCUCGACCAGUCCCUGGUCCUGAGGCAGAACCUCUCGGGCACCGAGCGCGUCAUCGGGGGCCUCCGGGCCGGGCACACGUACCGCGUCUCCGUGCUCGGCCACCUGCGCGCCCAGGUCCGCGCCGUCUACCAGGGGACCUUCAGCACCAAGAAGAGCCCGGCUGCAGCCCCUCAGGCCGGACGGGCGGCCGCUGGCUCCAGCAUCAGCCUUGUGGUCAGCCCAGACCUGGCGGGCCCCAGGGAGGCAGACAUAUGCCGGCUGGCCAAGGACAUAGGCACCUGCCGGAAAUUCAUCCUCAAGUGGUACUUCGACGUGGAGACCAGCAGCUGCGCGCGCUUCUGGUACGGCGGCUGCGGCGGCAACGAGAACAGGUUCAACUCCCAGUCGGAGUGUGAGAAGGUCUGCGGCCCCGGGCUGCUCAAGUCGGGCAUGGCCACCGCGCUGGGGACCUAGGCGCCCGCCGGGCACACAUACCUCUUGGAGAAGGAAGAGACCGUCUGCAGAAGUGCGGGCACCGUGCCCUCACCCGCACCCGCUCCUGCGGCUGGAUGCUCAGACUCGGGGCUGACCCCGCCCCCACCCACCCACCCAUUGGUGCUAAACGUGUCUGUGGAAGCAACGUUCUCCGGCUCCCCACGGAUGUCUGUGCCCUGGAAGUCGGAUCCUCACGCCCGCUGGGGGCUGCGUGGACGGGACCCCCUGGCAGACCCCUGAGCUCCUCUGUCAGGCAGGGGCAGGCCCGGAACAACCCCGUGCUGGUUCUUCCAGAAGCUUCUGCCGGCUCCUCCUUCCUCUUCCCGCCAAGGCCCCUCAGGGCCAUGAGCAGACCCGCCCGCCCUGGCCCGUGUCCUGGCGGGGGUCUCGUGCUCGCAGCUCCUGCCCAACGCCUCUGACAGCCGGCCGGGGCCGUGGGGACGGCCCCACUCGCGGCCCGGGAAUGUGUGUGCGGGGGGAGGGGGUUUAAUUUUAAUUUUCAAAUUUUUAGGAAAUUUAUACAAAGAAACUUUUUAAUAAAGUCUGUUGAAAGUG